Molecule: messenger RNA, 1179 nt
Organism: Neoarthrinium moseri
Lineage: Eukaryota; Fungi; Ascomycota; Sordariomycetes; Amphisphaeriales; Apiosporaceae
Exons: 1
Coding region: 1-1179 (392 amino acids)
Source: RefSeq, a predicted model, not a curated record
AUGGCAGCCCUAGAACCCCUUUUCACACGUGAGGCCAUCCAGACACUCGAGGAAGAGCUGGACCGCAACGGCUCGGAUAUCCUGAUGCCGCGUUGCCGCGACGGCACUCGCGCCCGGCAGCGUAACGAGUGUCGCGGCCCAGUCAACCAGGACCCAGCGCCUGGUGAGGUGUUGAAAAGCAACAACAUUCGGUUCCGCGGCGAGCGUGAAUUCGAGAAGCUGAGCGGCGAGAAUCGAGAGGGUGAGUACCGCUGCGUGCAUCUCACCACCGUCACGCGCGAAGGCCCGGUCCUGUCCCAGGCCGAGUCGACGGCGUACCUCGCCGCAUGCUUCGCCAGCUACUACCAGACGCCCGAGUUCGCGUGGGUCCGCGCCGCGCUGACGGCGCGCCACAACCAACUCCGCGAUGUCGACAAGAUCGUGUGCUUUGGGCUCGGCCGGCUGGACCAGACCGUAGGCGAGGAUGAAGUGGUGGUGGAGAUGGAUUCAGAUGACGAGUCGCUGGCGUACCCCAGCAACCCCAUGCGCCAGCACGCCGCAGCCGUGGCUGUGGCCGAGCAUCUCGAGGCGCUCAGGGGCGACGGGCACCAGGUAAGAGUGUACGCCCAGGACCCGCUGUACACCAGCACGGACAAGCACGUGGUGCCCGGUGCGGGAAUAAGCAUAGUCUCCGGGUUCGGGGGCAGAGCCCUCCUGCUGGUCGACGAGAAUACGAUCGUGAUGGCGCGGCAGCCGGCGUUCCCGAUCCGCGAAGUCGUGGCCGAUCUUGCGCGGCCUGCGGCCAUGUUCUGGACAUCGAUGGACGUGGGCGGCUUCAGGGACCCGCGCUCGGUCCGCACGGAUCUGAUGCGCGAGGACUACGACGAACAAGUGAUUGAAGACGCCCGUGUGUUUACCCACACCACAUUGUACAUGUACAAGGCUCCUCCGCAGGCGGCUGAUGACACGCUGACGCCGGGCCCGGCCGACGAGACGGCCAAUGGGCCAGAACCCAUGACACCCUCUGACGGCGUCUCUGAUGAUGCUGAGCCGGAUGACUGGGAUAAUCUCGCCUCUGAAAACGAGCUCAGAGAGAUAGAUCCGGAUGAGAAUGAGUUCGACUUCCUUUUGGAUAACUACCUUCCUGAUGAUGCCGAGAUAGAUGCGUGGAAUAUGGUCCGUAAGAACGAAUUAAACUAG